Molecule: messenger RNA, 956 nt
Organism: Arabidopsis arenosa
Lineage: Eukaryota; Viridiplantae; Streptophyta; Magnoliopsida; Brassicales; Brassicaceae
Source: the annotation of a GenBank genome assembly
GCCAUAGAUUUAGUCCACCAUUUUCUUCUCUGGAAUCCCAUCGCCGCCGCGAGAAUUGACAUUGUUUUGGCUUGCAGAUCCAUCUCCGCAACCGUAUGAUAGAUGUCAAAUUGAGCAAAACUAGUGAAGCGAGAAGAGCCGCCGAUUCAACAUGUACGGGAGAAAAGGUUAUCAGCUUAUCAAAGAUUUUGCCACCAGAGAGAAGGGUCAGCUCAAACCUUUUAACAGAAAACUCUUUGAUGAGACAAUCGAAGAGUGUGACCAGAAUCACCAUCUUAUCCAGUCCUUGAUAAGGAAAAUGCAGCAAGAAGGUUUGGAUGUUCAGAACAACAGAAACGCAGACCACUAUGGAGCACUAAUCCACCACCUUUCUUUGAUCCGGAACAAGCGCUGCCUCAUGGCUUAUGUGUACAACCGAGCAGAAAUUGUGCGUGAUUUGGCGUGGAGAGUCGGACUUGAACUUCUCGACCUUCCCUCUGAAAUCCAAGAGAAGCUCACUACACUAGAGAAGGAGUACUUCAAGAACCAUUCGGUAGCUCUAAAAUCAUACAUGGGAAAAGUAGGAAUCGAGUUGAAUGUCGAUAUGGUGCCUCCUAAAGAUCCUUAUAUCAAGGUCAGAAUUUUGGAUGAUAUUGAUGAAGGAAUCGUGCUGAGUGACAAAGCAACAAAUUUUGCCCGUCAUUCUAUGCAUUUCCUCAAACGAACUGAUGCGGAACCGUACAUUGCUCGGGGCCAAAUGGAAGAGCUGACAGGUUGAUUGAUCUAAUCAGAAGCUGUGGUGAGCUCAGAUUAAUCAUGGUCGGGUCUGUGAUCAAAGAAUGUAAGCUUACUUAGCCUUGUAUAAUUGUAAGACAGGAACAUGAAACCUCAUACUCAAACUCAUGUAACAAUUAUUUAUCUUACAAAGUUACUUGUGUGGUGCAUAACAUCACUAGCAAUAAGGCAGUUUUGACAGC